AAAAAAAAAAAAAAAAUGAAAAAAAAAAAAAAAAGCAAAAAAAAAAAACCCAUACAAAUACAGCACGAUGCAGACAAUGGAUGGGUCAUACGUAUUGAACACAUAUACUCGUACAUAUGUUCGGUACCACAGAAGAGAAGUACUUCUGUGGCGGGACGGCUCGAGUCUCAAGGCAGGCAGCGAUUGGAUAAAAGCGAUGCACAUCAGGACACAAUUCAGACUUUCGCUCAAUCACCCAGGCAACACCAAUACACUUCGGAGAAUCCUUACACAUUAUACGAUGGCGAAUACAUAUACAUACGUAGAACAUUUAUCGAGGGAUGGAUCGAUGGAAAACCUAACCGAAAAGAAACACGAAAGUUGUUCAGCUAUGGAUGGAACAAAGGAUACACGAAUCAUACGACACAAGGCAUCUGAGG
Molecule: messenger RNA, 419 nt
Organism: Drosophila miranda
Lineage: Eukaryota; Metazoa; Arthropoda; Insecta; Diptera; Drosophilidae
Exons: 3
Coding region: 16-417 (133 amino acids)
Source: RefSeq, a predicted model, not a curated record